AACCCUAAUAACAUAAGGUAAAACCUAGUCUCUCUCCGUCUUUCAUGACCUAACACAUUCUGAUGGCGUCCGAAAACCCGAAAGCAGAGAGCGCGCUAGAGGAUUCAAAGGUAGAGGCAAUAACCAAAGCCGUAGAUUCUCUCCUGAAAUGGCACAAAUCACGAUCAGAAACGGAAAAACCCAAAUUGUUCGAAGAAGAAGACUUCAUCUACCUCGUCUUAACCCUCAAGAAGAUUCCCACAAACGGCCGCGUGAACCCUCACAAGAUCCCCAUACCUCACUCCCUCCUCUCUCCGUCAUCGGAGCAAUGUCUCAUCAUCGACGACCGUGCCAACAAGCCCGCACGUCUCACCAAAGAUGAGGCUAAGAAGAAGAUUCAGUCUGAGUCCAUUCCUAUUUCCAAGAUUCUCAAGCUCUCCAAGCUCACCACGGAUUAUCGCCCGUUUGAGGCCAAGCGUAAGCUGUGUAAUUCCUAUGAUUUGUUUUUUGCUGAUAAGACUGUUGUGCCUUUGCUGCCGAGGUUGCUUGGGAAGCAGUUUUUUAAGAAGAGGAAGGUUCCGGUGCAGCUUGAUUUGAAGAAGAAGAACUGGAAGGAGCAGAUUGACAGAGCGUUAUCUUCCGCGCUGCUGUUUUUGAGGACUGGGACUUGUAGUGUUUUGAAGGUGGCCAAGAUGAGUAUGGAGAGGGAUCAGAUUGUGGAGAAUUUGGCUGCUGCUAUGGAGGGGGUUGUUGAGGUUUUUCCCAAGAAAUGGGGGGUUGUUAGGUCUUUUCAUGUUAAGUUGUUGGAUUCGGUUGCGUUGCCGGUUUAUCAGGUGGUGCCGGAUGUUAGGUUGAAGAUUGAGGGGGUUAAGGAUUUGGAGGCUGCGCUGGUGAAGGAUGAGAAGAAGGUUCGUGAUGGGAAGGACGGGAAGAAGAGUAAGAAGGGGAGGAUUCAUGAGAUUAAGUAUAUGGAUGAUAGAAUGAGUGAGGAGGGUGAUGUUCGUAGUGAUGUUGAUGUCGAUGUUGCUGAUAUUGAUAUUGAUGAUGAUGCUGUUGGUGGUGGUGAUAAGUUAGAUGGUGAUCACGAGAACGGUGAGAUUGAGAGUGGAGGGAUUAGGAUUAAGAAGAGGAAGAAAGGAGUUAAAGGGAAGAAAGAGGCUUUGAGUGAGGCAGGAAGUGUGAAAUCGUUGAAGGGUUCUGCUAAGAGGAAGAAGAAAGAUGUGUUAGAGACUGUGAAUGCUGCAGAAGAAGAAGGUUCGGACAAGAAGACAAAGAGAGCGGCUUUGAGUGAGGCGGAAAGUGUGAAAUCGUUGAAGGGUUCUGCUAAGAGAAAGAAGAAAGAUGUGUUGGAGAAUGUGAAUGUGAAUGUAAAUGUAAAUGCUGCAGAAGAAGGUUCCAUCAAGAAGGGCAAGGAUAAAUUAUUCACUGAGGACGCUGGUUCGGACAAGAAGACAAAGAGAGCGGCUUUGAGUGAGGCGGGAAGUGUGAAAUCUUUGAAGGGUUCUGCUAAGAGAAAGAAGAAAAAUGUGUUGGAGACUGUGAAUGUGAAUGUAAAUGCUGCAGAUGAAAGUUCCGUCAAGAAGGGAAAGGAUAAAUUAUUCACCGAGGACGCUGGUUCGGACAAGAAGACAAAGAGAGCUGAUGUGAAGGUAAAGGGUAGGAAAAGUUAGAAAGUUGUAUGAUCCGGCUCUUGAUGUUGGAAUGAUUUUGUUGUUACUGUUUAUUGCUUGCUGUGGCUGUGUUGUAUUGCCUGAUGAGUUCUCUGGCAGAUUUUGAAUUUUGAAUUUUGAGAAUUUUGGUAUUUAAUGGGUUUUAUUUUUGGUUAUAAUGUUGCUUACUGAUUCAAA
Messenger RNA from Vicia villosa (hairy vetch), 1826 nucleotides. RefSeq names its product putative ribosome biogenesis protein C8F11.04. Bases 63 to 1649 code for a protein of 528 amino acids. Gene Ontology annotation, cellular component: 90S preribosome. The transcript has a single exon. The record is from RefSeq and is a predicted model, not a curated record. NCBI's taxonomy places the organism in Eukaryota, Viridiplantae, Streptophyta, Magnoliopsida, Fabales, Fabaceae.